GCUGCUUGUUUCUUUUAAUACCACUACUUCACCUGCGGACUCCAGUUAAUUAGGUGCUAUCUGCUGGGACGCCCUGACCUGCUGUGCUGUCCGUUUGUCGCUGGUCCAGGCAAUUGUUUUGGUCUUGGUGAGUCCUCGAACUGCCAGCUAUCUAUCUACCUAGCUAGCUCCGCCGGCCUAGCUACAACGACCUCUACUGAACUCCCUACUGUAGCUUCAUCCCACGAUACCGAUAUCAUACGAGACCGCAAAUCCCUCUUCGCGGCCCCUCCACUACAGUUCCAUACUUAUGUCGUCCAGUCAAUCCCACAGCUCAUCAUGAUCGUCAGGAGCCUCCUGUUGGCCGGCAGCCUGCUGCUAGCCAGCGUCGUGCCGGCCUCCCUCACCCUUGCAAAGUCCGAUGGGCCCCAGAUCACAGUUAAGGAGUUCGACAAAGCGCCCCUAAACGUCCACUACUUCGAGGACACAGACACCAUCAUCCUGUCCGGCGACAAGGCAGAGCUCUACAUCUCGACCGACGCCGCCGCCUCCUGGGACCUGCUCAAGGGGAAAAGCGGCCUCUUGUUCCCCAACAAAUAUCAUACUCAGAGCGCGGUGAUCUACGGGCCCAAUCGCAAGCACUGGGUCACCUUUGAUGCGGCGAAGACAUGGCGCGAGUUCGAGGUCCCCGAUAAGCUGGCCUUCGGAGGUAGCUUUAUGCCGUUUACUUUCCAUGGAAAAGAUGCUGAAAAGGUCAUUAUCAAUGCAGAGGAGUGUCAGUUUAUGACCUGCAGGCGUGUGACGUAUUAUACCACCGACGGAUUCAAGACCGUCAAGAGGCUGUUCGAGGGCGAUAUGGGCUGCUUUUGGGCAGUGGGUAACCCGGUCUUUGGCGAGGGUGAGCCUCAUCUGCCGGAUAAGCUCGACGAUCGAGUGUUUUGCAUCUGGCCUCACGCCACCCCGCUCGACCUGACGCGCCGUCUAAUCUAUUCCGAUACCUACUUCAGUGACCGCAAGGCCGUGGCGGUCGAAGCGGCUGGCAGGGACAUCAAGGGGGUCAACAACAUGGCUUGUGUCAAGAAGUUUUUGAUUCUGGCUGCUUCGUCGGUAGGAACCUCGGAGGCCGCGAUAUACGUUAGCAAAGAUGCUGUGCAUUGGGACCGGGCGGACUUUUACGGUGGCCCCAAGGUACGGGGAGGCAAGUUUACUGUCCUCGAGUCUACCAACUAUAGCAUCCAGGUCAACGUUGCAUCGCGCAGAUCCAGAGUACCCAUCGGAAGCUUGUUCACCUCCGACUCCACCGGUACCUCCUUCACCAUGAACCUCGACGGCGUCAACGAGGAUAAGGACAUGAUCACCGACUUUGAGCAGGUCUCCGGCAUCCAGGGCAUUUUCCUCGUUAACAUCGUCCAGAACGCUGAAGAGGUUAAAAAGGGUGCCACCAGGGAGAAGAAGUUGGUCAGCCGCAUCUCCUUUGACGAUGGCAGAACCUUCAAGCCGCUGAAGUGCGGCGAUAAGGAGCUCCACCUGCAUUCCAUCACCCGGCCGUCCAACAUCGGUAGGACAUACUCCAGUCCGGCCCCGGGCCUCAUCAUGGGCGUUGGGAAUACCGGAGACAAGCUUGGAACCUAUGAAACUGGCGACACAUUCGUUUCCAACGACGCGGGCGUCACUUGGCGCAAGGCCCUGGAUAAAGCUCACAAGUACGAAUUUGGUGACCAGGGCUCUCUGCUCGUCGCCAUAUUCGACGAAUACAAGGACAAAUUAUUCACGGACGAAAUAUCUUACUCGCUCAACCAUGGCAAGGACUGGAAGAAGGCCAAGCUGCCUCACAAAAUCACCGCCUUGCAACUCACGACCACGCCGGACUCGACCUCUCUCCAGUUCCUGCUCGUGGCAGAGGACGAGAAGAAGAAGUUCUACGUCAUGUCAAUUGACUUUAGCGAUGUCCAUGAGCGCAAAUGUGAAAAGAAGGACUUUGAGCGCUGGCCCGCUAGGUUGGAUGAAAAGGGCGAACCGGACUGUCUCAUGGGCCACAAGCAGUUCUACAGACGAAGAAAAGCCGACGCAGACUGCUUCGUCAAGGAGAAGUUCAAGGAACCCUUGCCUGAAACUGAGCCCUGCCAAUGCACCAAGGAAGAUUUCGAGUGUGCCGCUGGCUUCCUGCGCAACAAGGACUACGAGUGUGAACCCCAUCGCAAGAUGUCGCCCCCAGAGGGCAAAUGCAAAAACCACGACGACAAGUUCAUGGGACCUUCGGGAUACCGCUUGAUUCCCGGAGAUGACUGUCUCAAGAAGGGCGGAGUUGACCUUGAUAAGGAAGUAGAGCGGACCUGCAAGGAUGCCACCAAGGCUCCCGUCAGCGGCCAGAUCUCCGUCGAAACAACCCCCUUCAAGACCAAGAAUCUUAAUUACCGCUACCUUGAACGCAGUGAUACCAGCUCCGGAGACGACGAGACCGUCAUCUUGAGAACAGAUGACGGGGACCUCUUUGUCACCAGAGACCAUGGUAAAACAUGGCAACGCGGUAAAUUCAAAGAGCCCAUCUCCCUAUACAUUCCUCACAAAUACGACAACGACGUCAUCUACCUUCUCACCGAAGGCAAGAAGGCAUACUGGAGCAUCGACAGAGCGCAUUCCUUCCAUUCCUUCGAAGGAAAACUGCCCAUCACCAGAACACUAGGCACCCAGCCUCUAUACUUCCACCCGGACCACCCAGACUGGCUGAUCUGGAUCGGCGGACAGGACUGCAAGGGCAAGAAAUGCACCGAUCUAGCGUACUAUUCGAAAAACCGCGGAGACGAAUGGGACCUGCUCCUCCGUGGCGUAGGCAAAUGCAUGUUUGUCGGCAAGGAAGGCGAACUUACAGCGGACGACCUGAUAUUCUGCUCGCAGCAUGAGCACGAGGAUCCAUCCAAGAGCCUCCGCCUGAUUUCCAGCGAUGACAUGUUCACCAAGAAAACAUCCGUCCAUUUCGACGGCAAGCCUAUCGUCGGAUACGCGAAGAUGUCCGAGUUUAUCGUCGUAGCUACCAAGAACGGCACGGAGCUUUCGUCCUUCACCAGUGUGGACGGCAAGACCUUCGCUCACGCUGCGUUCCCGCCUAAUUACCACAUCGAUGCUGAAUACGCAUAUACCGUUCUAGACAGCUCGACGCAUUCCAUCUUCCUGCACGUCACUGAUCAUCCUGCCAAAAUGCACGAGUUCGGCAGUAUUCUCAAGAGUAAUAGCAACGGCACAUCCUACGUCCUUAGUCUGCCCAACGCCAACAGGAAUGACCGAGAUUACGUUGACUUUGAAAAGAUCCAGGUCGUUGAGGGCGUUGCACUGGCGAAUAUAGUUAUCAACCCGGACGAAGUGAAGGCUAAGGGACAAGACAAGAAGUUCAGGUCCCUGAUCACGCACAACGAUGGAUCUGAAUGGGCUCUUCUGCCUCCUCCCAAGAAAGACGUUGAGGGGAAAAGCUUCGACUGCAAGGUCAAGGACAAGGGCACGGAAGAUUGUGCCCUGCAUCUCCACGGAUUCACUGAGCGCCGCGAGAACAGGGACUCGAUGUCUUCUGGUUCUGCCGUCGGAUUGAUCAUUGGUGUUGGAAACGUAGGCUCCUCCCUAACACCCCGGGCUGAAAGCGACACCUACAUGAGCCGUGAUGCGGGCAUUACCUGGCACCAGAUCAAAAAGGGUCGAUACCAGUGGGAAUUCGGCGACCAGGGAUCCAUCGUCGUCAUUGUUGCGGAGGAGAAGCCAACAAAGGUCCUUUCGUACUCGCUUGACGAAGGCGAGACAUGGACGGAUUUCGAAUUCAGCGACAAGGAGGUGACGGUUGAAGAUAUCUCGACCGUUCCAUCGGAUACAUCGAGGAAUUUCAUCCUUUGGUGCCGGCCUGGUUCUAGCAAUGAGAUUGUGGCGUAUAACGUUGACUUCUCUGGUCUCAAGGAGAGAGAGAAGCAGUGUGUACUCAAGAAGGAGUCACCUGAGGCUGAUGAUUAUUACCUCUGGUCCCCCAAACACCCUAUGCAAAAGGACAAUUGUCUAUUCGGUCAUGUUUCGAUGUAUCAUCGCAAGAGGCCUGAGGCAAAGUGCUACAACGGCCCGAAGCUCGAUAGACUGAGCGCCGAGAAGAAGAACUGCCAAUGUACCCGCCAGGACUACGAAUGUGACUACAACUACGAACGCCAGUCAGACGGCUCCUGCGCUCUAGUCAAGGGCCUCAAACCUGCUGACCCAAUGCAAAUCUGCAAGGACGACCCAGAGGCCAUCGAAUACUUCGAACCAACAGGCUACCGCAAACUCCCCGUCAGCACCUGCGAAGGCGGCCACCAACUCGACCACCUCGUCGCACGCCCCUGUCCCAAUAAAAAGAAAGAAUUUGACGAAAAACACCCCGGCAUCGGCGGCAUCGGCCUGUUCUUCGCCAUCUUCUUCCCCGUCGCCAUCGCCACGGGCGUAGGAUACUGGGCCUUCUCCAAAUGGGACGGCAAAUUCGGCCGUAUCCGACUGGGCGAGUCUCAGCCUGAAUCUAUCUUCUCAAGAGACUCCCCCCUCAUCUCUGUACCAGUCACUAUAGUCGCGGGCACCGUGGCUGUGAUUACCGCUCUCCCAUUACUAUUUUCGAGCCUCUGGAGGAGUUUCAGAGGGUAUACCCGACUCCCUGGGUCAUGGGGACAGAGACAGAGACCGUAUGCUUCGCGAGGCGCCUUUGCCGCUCGGAGAGGCGAGUAUGUUGGCGUUGUGGAUGAUGAGGACGAACUUCUUGGAGCUGAGGAGUUUGAAGGUGAUGAAGAGGAAGACGUGUGA
Messenger RNA from Trichophyton rubrum CBS 118892, 4776 nucleotides. RefSeq lists its product as uncharacterized. The transcript is spliced from 2 exons. The record is from RefSeq and is a predicted model, not a curated record. Gene Ontology annotation, molecular function: protein binding. Gene Ontology annotation, biological process: Golgi to endosome transport; Golgi to vacuole transport; protein targeting to vacuole. Gene Ontology annotation, cellular component: Golgi apparatus; membrane. Bases 319 to 4776 code for a protein of 1485 amino acids. NCBI's taxonomy places the organism in Eukaryota, Fungi, Ascomycota, Eurotiomycetes, Onygenales, Arthrodermataceae.